GUUAACAGAUGGUCAUCUGCUGUUAAGCGUUCACCACUUCCUCAUACAGCUCAUUUUACAGGAUGGACUUCAUUGUGCUUCUCUUUGCCGUUUCUCUGCUGAAUUUAUGGGAAGCACAAGGGUCCGGUGCUGUGACGCCUGCAUUUGUGCAGACGGGAAAGGACCUACGUCUGCAGAUCAUGACACCUGUUUUUCUAGUUGAUCGCAGUGAAUUCAGAUGGAAAUUUAAAGAUGAAAAUAUAAUAAGAUUAUUUCAUGAUAACACAACAAAAAUAAUUGGCCGUUAUGAAGGAAGGGCAGAUAUUUCUGUUCGAAAUUACUCUUUGCUUUUGAAGAAUGUGCAACAAAAUGACAGUGGACUUUACUCUGCACACUUAAUUGGGGACGAUGACAAAUAUGUAUCUGAAUAUAACGUCACAGUUCAAGAUCCAGUGUCUCCAGUUCAUCUGAUCGUAGACUCUGUGCCCACAAGUUCAGGCUCCUGUAACGUCACUGUGACCUGCAGCACACAGGACUCACAUCACAUCAACAGCACUUUUACAUGUGACAACCAAACCUGCAGUCAGGACAGAGGAGAGACAUCAAAGACCACAACCUCUGCUGCUUCUCUCCAAGUCUACCUGUGGAAUGGCUCGAUCAUCUGUAACUAUAGCAACCAGGUCAGCUGGGCCAAGGACGUUAAAACAACAGAAAAUAUUUGCCCUCAACUUGCAGAGUCUUCCUCCAACAAUGUUGUCACUAUGGUUCUCAUCCCUCUUGUGAUAAUAAUAAUAAUACUUGGUGUCAUUGCUGGUAAUUGUAAAAAAAGAACAAAAGAUCAAAGAGAAGACACUGACAAUACAGUGUAUGCAGUUCCUGAGGUCGGACCUACAGCCCAACCACUGACUGAGAGUUCAACCAAUGAUGCUUCAGGUCUUUCUCCAACCUCCACCUACUGCUUGGUAGGGUUUCCUAUAGGAUCAGUGGGAUCCACUGAGACCAGAGGCACAAGUCUGCCAGAAAGUGUGUAUGCUCAACUCGAAAAACCUGCCAGGGCCUGAAAAACUCAGGAACUGUAUUCCACAUUCUGCACUUGUAGCAUGGUGUGGGAUUAUUUUUUGUAAGACAACAAUUAUCUUUUACAUCAACAAUAUACAAGAAGAUUUUUGAAAAUGAUGGUUUCAGCUUGACUUUCCAUUAAUUUGGCAGAUCAUCUUAACAUUUUCAUAGACUUAGUGGGUUUUCUAUGCCUGAACAAGAAGUGUGCAACUCCCUUUUAUAACUGUUAUAACUCUCUAUGACACAAUUUGUGACUGUUUAUUGCAAUGUUGAGUUAUAAAGUGAUUAUGAGAGUACUCAAUUUUCUGAGAAGGUCAAAUGAGGAACUGUUUAUCGAUACAAUAACCAGGUGGGAAUGUCUGUUCUGGCUGAUCCAGUAAAUGAAACAGCUGACAAAUAAAAAUACUUAAUCACAUUGAUGCAAGAGUUAGUGUAAAAAACAAAAUUCUGUGACACCAACAUAAAAGCAUGGAUCCAUCCUGCCUUGUAUCAACAGUUCAGGCUGAUGGUGCUGGUGUAAUGAUGUGGGAGAGUUUUCUUAGCACACUUUGGGCCCCUUGAUACCUACUGAGCAUCAUUUAAACACCACAGCCUUCCUGACUAUUGUUGAUGACCAUGUCCUUCCCUUUAUGACCACAGUGGACCCAUCUUCUGAUGGCUGCUUCCAGCAGGAUAACGUGCCAUGUCACGAAGCUCAGAUUAUCUCAAACUGGCUCCUUGAACAUGACAAUGAGUUCACUGCACUAAAAUGGCCUCCACAGUCACCAGAUCUCAAUCUAAUAGAACACCUUGUUAAACUAUAACAUUGAACAGUAUUACAGUGCUAGAAUACAUUUUGUUUGUUCAAGUGACAUGAAACUGCAGAUGUUCAAACGAGCUGUGCUUCUUCUACAGAUUUUCAACUCUAUUCAGUUAAUUAAUUAAAUGUAAUUUUAUACUUGUGCCAAGAC
Molecule: messenger RNA, 1988 nt
Organism: Toxotes jaculatrix (banded archerfish)
Lineage: Eukaryota; Metazoa; Chordata; Actinopteri; Toxotidae
Product: SLAM family member 9-like
Exons: 6
Coding region: 63-1040 (325 amino acids)
Source: RefSeq, a predicted model, not a curated record